Messenger RNA from Cercopithifilaria johnstoni, 573 nucleotides. Lineage: Eukaryota; Metazoa; Nematoda; Chromadorea; Rhabditida; Onchocercidae. The record is from the annotation of a GenBank genome assembly.
AUGUUGGAGGAUAGCAAUGUAAAAACGUCGCUGGAAAAUGUAUUACAGGAGACAGGAGAUCCGGCAUUAGCAAAAAAGUGGAAAAUGGACGUCAUCCCGGCUGUGAAAUCCUUUAUUCCGGAAAUUAUUUCUUCCAUAGAAACAGAGAAGAAAUAUAUUUAUUUCAAGAAGUUAUCGGAAAACGCCCACAUCCCAACUUAUGGAUCAGCAUGGGCAGCUGGGGCUGAUCUGUACAGCGCCUAUGAUUGUGUGAUACCCGCAAAGGAUAAAGCUUCUGUUGGAACAGAUCUACAAAUUGAAAUUCCGCGAGGCUAUUAUGGUAGAAUAGCGCCACGCUCGGGUCUUGCCAUAAAAAAAUUCAUUGAUGUAGGUGCCGGAGUUGUUGAUUCGGACUACAGAGGUCAGCUCAGUGUAGUGCUUUUCAAUUUUGGUACUGAAGAUUUCCAAGUGAAGAAAGGCGAUCGAAUAGCUCAGUUCAUCUGUGAGAAAAUUGCUCAUUGUGAAUUCGUUGAGGUUAAAUCGCUAGAAAAAAGUGGACGUGGUACAGAUGGAUUUGGUUCAACAGGUGUUUAG